Molecule: messenger RNA, 1935 nt
Organism: Daucus carota subsp. sativus
Lineage: Eukaryota; Viridiplantae; Streptophyta; Magnoliopsida; Apiales; Apiaceae
Product: berberine bridge enzyme-like 21
Exons: 1
Coding region: 73-1662 (529 amino acids)
Molecular function (GO): FAD binding; oxidoreductase activity
Source: RefSeq, a predicted model, not a curated record
AACAGAUUGUUCCUGCCACUUAAUAAACAAACAAAACCAAAUUGAAGAACCCCCUUUCUCCAACUAUCAGCAAUGUUUCUCCAAAUCCUGCUUGUUUUUUCACUCAUUUCUGUCACACAUGCAGCCAUUGAUCCUGAUUACACAGCUUUUGUUCAAUGCCUAGUGAAAAAUUCAAGCCCAGGUGACAAAAACAUGGUCUCAUCCAUUGUCUACACCCCACAGAACUCAUCAUUUGCUAGUGUUUUACAAGCUUAUAUCAGGAACAAAAGGUUUAAUACUUCAAGAACACUUAAGCCCACAAUUAUUGUCACUGCUACUAAGUAUUCCCAUGUCCAAAGCACUGUGAUUUGUGCAAAGAACAUGGGGAUUCAGCUUAAGAUCAGGAGUGGGGGGCAUGAUUAUGAUGGGAUUUCAUAUGUUUCUGAUGAGAAAUUUAUUGUUCUUGAUAUGUUUAAUUUUAGAAAAAUUGAUGUUGAUAUUGAAUCAGAAACUGUGGUUGUUGAGGCAGGUGCUAUACUUGGUGAACUCUAUUAUAAGAUUUGGGAGAAAAGUAAUGUGCAUGGGUUUCCUGCUGGGGUUUGUCUCACUGUUGGAGUUGGAGGGCAUUUGAGUGGUGGAGGGUAUGGUAAUAUGUUGCGUAAAUUCGGGCUUUCGGUUGAUCAUAUGAUUGAUGCUAAAAUUGUUGAUGUUAAGGGUAGGAUAUUGGAUAGGAGAUCGAUGGGUGAGGAUCUUUUUUGGGCUAUUAGAGGUGGUGGGGGUGCUAGUUUUGGUGUCAUAUUGUCGUAUACUAUUAAGUUGGUUAAGGUGCCUAGAGUUACUACAGUUUUUCAGGUUACGAGGACUCUGGAUGAGAAUGCAACUGAUAUUGUUCAUAGGUAUCAGUUUGUGGUGGAUAAGUUGGAUGAUGGUCUUUUUGUUAGGUUAGUUUUGCAGCCGGAGGAUGGGAAGGUUGAGAGGAUGAAGACUGUUAGUGCAACAUUUAUGGGCAUGUUUCUUGGUGGUUCGACUAGGUUGAUGAGAGUGAUGGAUAAAGGAUUUCCUGAACUCGGGUUGAAAAAAGUUGAUUGUUUGGAGAUGAGUUGGAUUCGAUCAUCAGCAUGGUGGGACAAUAUUGAUAAUAAGAGAUCGGUGAAGGAAUUGUUGUUCUUAAGGAAUUCGGAUGGAGUGAAUUUCUUGAAGAGGAAAUCAGAUUACGUGCAGACUCCGAUACCUAAAGAAGGGUUGGAAUCAAUGUGGAGGAAGUUGACUGAGUUAGGUAAAGUUGGGUUUGUUUUUAAUCCUUAUGGUGGAAAGAUGAAUGAAAUUUCUUCGUCCGCUACUCCUUUUCCUCACCGGGCAGGGAACAUUUACAAGAUUCAGUACACAGCGAAUUGGCAUGAGGAAGGUCCAGAAGCAGAUAAAAUCUACAUGAGUCAGAUUAGAAGUUUGUAUAGCUUCAUGACACCUUUUGUGUCCAAAAAUCCUAGAGGUGCAUAUCUCAACUACAGGGACCUUGAUAUUGGUGUUUCUAAUCAUGGUAAAGAUAGUUACACCCAAGGAAAAGUCUAUGGACAGAAGUAUUUUGGGGCAAAUUUUGAGAGGCUGGUGAAAGUGAAAACUGCAGUUGAUCCAGACAACUUCUUUAGAAAUGAACAAAGCAUCCCUGUUAAAAUGCAGGGGUGAGGCGUGUAAGAAUGCGGACAUGAAUAACAUGGUGUAUCGGUGUUUACAUCAGUAUGUUAUCUCAAUAUAAAUGAAUUGCUAUUUUGCUCAGUGAGCAGCUCAAUUUAGUGGCUUGAUUGUGAAUUGAAUGUUACUUGGUCUAGACACCAGCCUUAUAUAUUUACUUCAACGUUAAUUAAGCGUGAUCAUAGUAAUAGUAUAUAUAUAGUCCUUGUAUGUUGAUGUAUUUAUAUAUAACUGUAACAUAUCUUUGAGAUUUGAAAUUGUGUUGUC